CGAGGGUUUUUGCUGCUGCGCUCUCUCUCUCUCUCUCUCUUUCUACUUGCCCAUACCCAUCUUAUCAUUUCAAACCCCCAUUUAACCGUCUAGUUUUUUCCCAUUUCAGGUUAGGCUCUUUUUGCCUACCUUAUUUUUCUCCUUUUAUUUUCUUGGGUUUUCUGUUUGGUUGCUGAGAAACAUGUUAAUGGCAUUGAUUCUGUUGCUGGAUUAUUUCUACAAAAAAUAGAAAAAGAACUUUUCACUUCAAAUUUAGGCCAAAAGCUCGGUUGCAUGUGCAUCUCGUUUGCGGAAUUUUGAUUUUCCUUGUUUCUUACCAUUUCUCUGGAAUCAAACAGUUCAAAAGUUUUGUUCUUCUUUUCAAUUCGUUGAAAAGUAGAUCAUUUUAAAGAUUUUUAUCAGUGAGAUACAAUGGGGAAUUCUUCUUCAAUGCUAACUCAAUAUGAUAUUGAAGAAGUUCAAGAAUACUGCCAGAAUUUAUGUAGUCUCUCAGCAGGAAAUUGUUUCAUUGUACCAAAGGUUUUGCCAGUUAGAUCGAAAUGCAAAGGGAUUCAUAUCUGCUGAUGAGUUUCUAUCAGUUCCGGAGUUUGCAAUGAAUCCGCUCUCUCAGAGACUGCUUAAGAUGGUGGAUGGUUUGAACUUUAAGGACUUUGUCGCCUUCUUGUCAGCGUUUAGUGCUAAAGCAAGUGUACAGCAGAAAGUUAAACUUAUCUUCAAAGUGUAUGAUUCUGACGGCAAUGGAAAGGUGUCUUUCAAUGACAUGCUAGAAGUUUUACGUGAUUUAUCUGGUUCAUUUAUUUCCGAUGUCCAAAGAGAGCAAGUCUUGACCCAACUUUUGAAAGAAGCGGGUUACUCAAAGGACUCUUACCUAACAUUGGAUGACUUCAAUAAGAUUUUUGGGAUCUCUGAACUAAAAAUGGAGGUCGAAGUACCAGUGGAUUAGCUUUUUACAGUGUUUCCCCCAGAGAAUAAUUUGGUUUAACAGCAGGCGUGGUAUGAGAGGCUAUGCAUUUUAGAAACAUACAUAAAAUACUCAUGUACUAUGGCUUUUCAUGUUUCCAUAAAUAAAUCAACCUAUAUAUAUAUAUGUAUCAGAAUAAGCUUCAGAGGUUUCCUAUUUAUCUUCACAAAUUUUAUUUUUUUAUAAUUCUAAAUCAAUUUUGAUGACCAAAAA
Messenger RNA from Gossypium raimondii (Peruvian cotton), 1174 nucleotides. RefSeq lists its product as uncharacterized. The transcript has 7 exons. Bases 443 to 943 code for a protein of 166 amino acids. Gene Ontology annotation, molecular function: calcium ion binding. The record is from RefSeq and is a predicted model, not a curated record. Lineage: Eukaryota; Viridiplantae; Streptophyta; Magnoliopsida; Malvales; Malvaceae.